Messenger RNA from Fraxinus pennsylvanica, 375 nucleotides. Lineage: Eukaryota; Viridiplantae; Streptophyta; Magnoliopsida; Lamiales; Oleaceae. The record is from the annotation of a GenBank genome assembly.
AUGGCCUACAUUCAACAAAUCUAUAUCCUUGUUCUUCUUCUUGCAGUUAUUACCUUCCUUGAAAUUGCAUUUACUGAGGGAAGGCAACUAAAUGCAUUCAAGAAACACAGAGAGAUUUUCCCACCAAAUAAAAGUAAUUAUGAAUCCAGUUUCAUAAGUACUAAUUCAGAUGAAACUUAUAAUUAUGUUAACGAUUUUCGACCUACAAAUCCAGGGAACAGUCCUGGAAUUGGCCACAAUUUUGAAGCAGAAAACGAUGUUGUUGAGCCAAAGACACCACCUCCUGCUUCAGGAAAAAAUACAGAUGUUUUUCGACCCACUACACCAGGUCACAGCCCUGGUUUUGGUCAUCCUUUAGCAGGACCAAACGAAUAA